Molecule: messenger RNA, 858 nt
Organism: Sarcophilus harrisii (Tasmanian devil)
Lineage: Eukaryota; Metazoa; Chordata; Mammalia; Dasyuromorphia; Dasyuridae
Product: transcription factor 15-like
Exons: 1
Coding region: 283-819 (178 amino acids)
Biological process (GO): regulation of transcription by RNA polymerase II; developmental process
Molecular function (GO): protein dimerization activity; DNA-binding transcription factor activity, RNA polymerase II-specific; RNA polymerase II transcription regulatory region sequence-specific DNA binding
Source: RefSeq, a predicted model, not a curated record
UGCAGAAGUGAAAAACAGGUGCAUCCUCUGAAGGUUCAAGGAUGAUCCCUCUUUGGUUCUUUUCCCUCUGCCUGGCCCGAGAGCUCCCCCUCCCAGCCAGUUCCAGCAUCCUCCUAGUCCUAGAGGCUAUUCUCGAGGUCAUUGCUCCGGCCAGAGAGCCUGGGGGGUGUCGGCUUAAGGUGCAGAGGGGCAGCUGCUGCAACAGUGAUAUGGAGCUGAAGGGCGGUCGGGAGAAGGAACUGGAGGAAGAGGAAGAGGAGACAGAUUCAGCCACUUAGGGACAUGAGGUCCCAGUCGGAGGAGCGGGAGAGCAGCAGCAGCAGCAGCAGCAGUAGCAGCGACAGCAGCAGCAGCAAUAGCAGAAGUAAGAGGACGCGGGAGUCCCCAAACCUCGAGAAGUUCCAGCGCGUCCAGGGCAAGAAGAAGCGCAAAGGGAUCCGUGUGGUAGGCUUGAGUCAGCAGCGGCAGGCGGCCAACGCCCGGGAGAGAGACCGCACUCACAGCGUCAACAGCGCUUUCACUGCACUCCGUACCCUCAUCCCCACAGAACCGGCAGAUCGCAAACUCUCUAAAAUCGAGACCCUGCGCCUGGCAGCCAGCUACAUCUCCCAUCUGGCAAAUGUGCUUUUGUUCCCACCCGAGUCCCUUGGGGGUCGCCAGGACCACCCGCCGCUGCACUAUCUGCCCUGCCUGCGGGACAGCGAAGGGGGUGCUGGUGGCAGAAGCGUAGGAGCCCCGCGGCCCAUCUGCACCUUCUGCCUCAGUCAUCAGAGGAGGGUGGUAAGGAUGGCCCCUCACUUCUCCAGAAAAAGAAAAUGAGAAAAAGGACAGAGACAAAGAGAGCAACAGAGGCGUAGA